Plasmodium cynomolgi strain B is the source of this 937-nucleotide messenger RNA. RefSeq names its product vacuolar ATP synthetase. Bases 437 to 937 code for a protein of 166 amino acids. NCBI's taxonomy places the organism in Eukaryota, Apicomplexa, Aconoidasida, Haemosporida, Plasmodiidae. Gene Ontology annotation, cellular component: proton-transporting V-type ATPase, V0 domain. The record is from RefSeq and is a predicted model, not a curated record. Gene Ontology annotation, biological process: proton transmembrane transport. The transcript is spliced from 5 exons. Gene Ontology annotation, molecular function: proton-transporting ATPase activity, rotational mechanism.
ACCCUCCAUAUGUAUAUUUACCUGUAUAUAUAUAUACCAACGCGUUAGCAUUUUAACAUACGCAUUUUUCAUCAUACAUGACACCCUGUACAUUAUUGAUACGCGGGUUAACCAUACGCUUGAGAAACGUACGUACUGACAUUAGCAUGCAUAUUGACAUACGUGUAGUUAUUUGCGCUUACCCUCUUGUGUAAAGUUUAUGUUGUUGGACCAUUUCUCCUUUUCGCCAUCUGGCCACUCCACCAUCUCUGCUGACCGUUCAUAGUCACCACUCGUUCAUCGCACGUUCAACUCUCGCUACUCGUGCCCCCUCCCAAUCGCAGCGUUACAAUUGCAUAAGGGCUCCCUCCUCCUUUUCGCUCGCGAAGCUUAGCAAAGAGCAUCCAACAUUAUCACAUUUUAACCCACUUUAUCUUACUUUUUUUUUGUUCCGAAAAUGCGACCAUGUGAUCCCAAUUCAGCUUUUUUUGGGUUUAUGGGGAUCGCCGCGUCCUCCAUCUUUUCGAAUCUCGGGGCCGCCUAUGGAACGGCGAAAAGUGGCGUAGGGGUGUGUAGCGUUGGUGUCAUGAGGCCCGACUUAAUCAUGAAAUCGAUUUUGCCUGUGGUUAUGGCUGGUGUGCUUGGAAUCUACGGAAUCAUUAUGUCUAUCCUUAUAUAUGGAAAAAUGGCCCCCGCGGCAGAAUAUUCUACUUUUUCCGGAUACACUCACCUGUCGUCUGGACUCAUAGUAGGACUGAGUUCAUUGGCCGCCGGACUGGCUAUCGGAAUUGUUGGUGACGCUGGAGUAAGAGCCAAUGCGCAGCAAAACAGAUUAUUUAUUGGAAUGAUUUUAAUUCUUGUCUUUUCGGAAACCUUGGCAUUAUAUGGUUUAAUUAUCGGCAUUUACAUCUCCAUCUCCGACACUCCGAAGCUUUGUGAUUCCUAUGCAACCACUUAG